Messenger RNA from Amphiprion ocellaris (clown anemonefish), 1769 nucleotides. It is a transcript of the gene urp2, whose product is annotated as urotensin II-related peptide. Gene Ontology annotation, biological process: blood vessel diameter maintenance; regulation of blood pressure. Lineage: Eukaryota; Metazoa; Chordata; Actinopteri; Pomacentridae. The record is from RefSeq and is a predicted model, not a curated record. The coding region runs from base 474 to 1094 and encodes 206 amino acids. Gene Ontology annotation, molecular function: hormone activity. Gene Ontology annotation, cellular component: extracellular region. The transcript has 5 exons.
GUCGACAGUUUUCGGAAAACGAACACAACUUUUGACAAGCCUUCUUCAAGAGGCGCAUCCGUGGAAUAUGAACAGAGAGACUCGCUUAGUGGCACAGAUUAAGAGAAAGAUAUUAAACCGCAAACUUGUUGAGAAGACGUGGAGCUAAAGUCGACGAACGCCAGUGUCUGGUUGGAAAACAAGAGAAUUUUACUGACCUAUCAUAGCUGAAGAGAGUUCUUGCUGUAUUGUAGUCUUUUAAAGUCAACCGAAAUUCAAAGUUACUGAAAGAACUCAAAAGAUCAGAAAGGCCGACAUCUAGAACGAGCUAAUGUCCAUCUGCACGACAUCAAUAGAAAGUCUGAAGAAUCGCACGGAUGAGUUGAGCAUCAGAAUAAACUACUAAGAUUGAGAGCUAGCAUCCUUCAGAAGAAAGUCACUUUACUGUUACUGACAAUACGUUACUCGCUUUACAUACAGUCCUUAUAUACAAGAUGUUUAACAGAGCAGCAGUCCUGUUGGGGAUGAAGAUCGCUGUCACGAUGUUAAUGAUGCUUGGAACACAACUGGAGGCAGCACCCACUGAGAGAGGCUUCAUGAAACCGCCAGAUCCUCUUCCUAGCAUCAGUCAUCCAUCAACCGCUCCACAAAAGUCAUUAAAUCCAAGCCAAUACCUGAAAAACUGGCUUCAGAGUACCAAAGCAGCCAGACCCACUGACAAAGCCGCUACAAGGACCAUCACAAGAAGCAUCAGACAAAUGAAGAUCCACCCCGACGCUGCAGCUCCAGAUAAACAAGCCAAGAUGCUGAAGAUGAUCUCUGCCUUGGAGGAGCUGCACAGAGUAUUUAACAGCACACUGAGCUCACGGAUCACCAUCAUGCCCCGAGCAAAUGGCAGGAAUUCCGGCAGAAAAAAUAAAGUGCUCCCAGCUGCUGAGGUCGGAGUGAAGCCAACCACUGCAACCCCAGCAGCAGUCGACAGCACCGCAUCCAGAGCCAGCACAGAUGCCGUCGUCCCGAGUCUGACUGGUCGAAACUUUAGGAAGUCCCUCCCACCGCAGACCAAGAAGACCAACAAAAGAGUGUGUUUCUGGAAGUACUGCUCCCAGAACUGAUCGUCUCCAUCAUCUCUUCCAUCCAUCCACCUACCCAACCAUAAACAGUUAUUUUUAAAUUCAUGACAUUCCCAAUCAAAAAACUUUCCCUCCUUUAUUCCCAAAUGGAUAUACAUUCCAGUCACAUUGCACACAUGUGAUACAGUGUGUAGAAUUCAGCUAAAUUUAUUUGGAGCGGAGAGUUUAUUUAUUGUCCAGUGCUGUUCCUGAGAAGACAAUGCGAUGCGACUUUUAAUCGACUUUUGUGAACCUGAAGGUCUUAGCUGGGCACAGAGGCAGGAUUAUAUAAUAGAAAACUGGCUGGUUGAUUGAAUUCAUUAGUGUGACUGUAGUUUCCAUCCUUCCAUCCCUGCCUCUCCUUUGUUUCUUCCCUGACCUCUGAGUGCUAGGAGACUGUCGCCGUGGCACCGCGAAGCUCGUCGCCUCCCACCAGGCCGGCGCCAACCUUCACUCGGACCUUUUCAUUCGCUCAUUAAUUAACACGACUGACCAAUCAAAGAAGACGAUGUGCGCUCGUGGCAUGAACAAACACUCCUCUUAACUCUUUCCCCUGCAUUAGGAGACAGACACACGUCGGUUCUGUAUGUGUGCGCCAACUUUGAAAUAAAGUUCAUCUCUAGCAUGGCAAAUGCAAACUGUGACAAUAAAGAUUGAGAUUUUAUUUUUCUACAGUUA